AACAAGUUUAACUUCAAUAAAAAGCUCAUUAUGAACAAGUUAAUGAUAUUGACUGUAUUAUUUGUUGGAGCUGUCCUUAUUGUGGACGUUGUUAACUCGCAACUGCCACCACCAACAGAUCAAAGAUCACCAACAAAACAACUUGUUGGUAAUCAUGCUGGUUUCUCAUCACUCGCCGGUUCUCAAAAUGCCGGAUUUAGAGCUUUGAAUCAUGCAAAUGCAAAGGAAGAAAAAGAUGAAGAAGAAGGCAGCGAAAUUUCUAAGAUUGCAAAAAAAAUGAAGAAGGGAAUUAAGGAUCGUAGACGAGGAAACAAAAAAGAUGAUGAAGGAAAGGACAAAGAGGAAUCUAGUUAAAAAAUGAGUUUUAACAACUUUUUGUACACGAAUUAUGUAAAUAUAUUA
Episyrphus balteatus (marmalade hoverfly) is the source of this 402-nucleotide messenger RNA. RefSeq lists its product as uncharacterized. NCBI's taxonomy places the organism in Eukaryota, Metazoa, Arthropoda, Insecta, Diptera, Syrphidae. The record is from RefSeq and is a predicted model, not a curated record. The coding region runs from base 31 to 354 and encodes 107 amino acids. The transcript is spliced from 2 exons.